ACCACUUCGAAAAGGAUUAUUAAAUAUGUAGGUUUCAACCACGGUUUUGUACGGACCUUAUAAUGAUGACCUCCCAAGUUGAAGAUGUUCGAAGCUCUUCGAAUGGGAAUUCGAAUGGCAACGAAAUUCCGAAAUCGUCAACAACGGCUAAACAGAGAAGAUCGCGAACAAAUUUCACCCUGGAGCAGCUAAACGAAUUGGAGAGACUUUUUGACGAAACUCACUACCCGGACGCUUUCAUGAGAGAGGAACUUAGCCAGCGUUUAGGACUUAGUGAAGCAAGAGUUCAGGUUUGGUUUCAAAAUCGACGAGCCAAAUGUCGAAAGCAUGAAAGUCAAAUACAAAAAGGGAUGAUGCACAGUCCACCGUUGAGUACACCCCUUGAACCGUGCAGAGUUGUACCCUAUGUAAGCGUUCCCGCUUUGAGAGGUUUACCCCUAACAAAUAACAGUUACGAUCGGAUAAAUUCGUCUCAUUUUCCCCAACCUGGGCCCCCUUUUUCAGCUUUUGAUCCAGCUUUCCUAUCUGUGGCACACCAGUACGCAGCAGCGGCAGCUGUCGCCGUGGGGGCAGCACCUACUGCCAGCCUAUUCUGCCACCCUUCGUAUCCUAUAGGAUUCGCAGCGUUGGCGGUGGCGCACAAGAACAACAGCAUAGCAGAUUUAAGGCUCAAAGCCAGGAAGCAUGCGGAGUCACUCGGGCUGACGGUUUCGGAAAAAACUGCUUAA
Molecule: messenger RNA, 728 nt
Organism: Agrilus planipennis (emerald ash borer)
Lineage: Eukaryota; Metazoa; Arthropoda; Insecta; Coleoptera; Buprestidae
Product: short stature homeobox protein 2
Exons: 5
Coding region: 63-728 (221 amino acids)
Biological process (GO): regulation of transcription by RNA polymerase II
Cellular component (GO): nucleus
Molecular function (GO): sequence-specific double-stranded DNA binding; DNA-binding transcription factor activity, RNA polymerase II-specific
Source: RefSeq, a predicted model, not a curated record